AUGAAUCGAAAGGCAAGUUGUCGUAAUAGUGCAUUACAUUCGUUAAUUAAACUACCCAUUAAUAUGCGAUGGAAUGCAUUAGAUUUUUCACAAAAUUAUAUUCCAUCUGUUGAUAGUUACAUAUUUUCUGAUAUAUACGUUGAAAACAUUAAUUUAUCAAAAAAUUAUAUACGACGAAUUGAACAAACAGCAUUUGAAUCAAUUAAAAAUUUAAAAGAAUUAAUUUUAAGUCAUAAUCAAAUGGAAGAAUUUGAUCCAUUAUCUGUAAAAUCAGCGGGAAAAUAUAUGGAAAAAUUUGAUAUUUCUAAUAAUCUAUUACAACAACUUGAUAUUGGUGAAAUUCUUACACAAUUACCUAAAUUAAAAGUAUUUCAUGCAGCAUGGAAUAAUAUUAAUAAUACAAGUAUCUAUACAUUAUUAAAAUUACAAACAGAACGAGAAAUCAUAGAAUUAUCUGAUGAAAAUAGUAGAAAUAUGACAACAAAAAUAUCGGGUCAUCAUCAUUUAGAAUUAUUAGAUUUAAGUCAUAAUAAUAUAACAACAUUAUGUAAUGGAUUAUUUGAUGGUCUAUAUAAUUUAAAACAUUUAAUAUUAGAUUAUAAUUAUAUUGAUUUAAUUGAUAAUAAUUUAAUAAAAAAUUUAAAAUAUUUAAAAAUAUUUAGUUUAACAAAUAAUCGUCUACGUCAUGUUCCUGCUUUCUAUAGUCAAACAUUGACAACACUUAGUUUUUCAUCAAAUUUAAUUGAACGUAUUUCAGAUUAUUUUGCAGCUAAUUUACAUUCAAUAACACAUAUUAAUUUUGAUGAUAAUUAUUUAUUAAAUAUUACUAGUCAUAAAGCAUUUUGUUAUAUUAAUUUAUUUACAUUAAAACGUUUAUCAUUUCGUAAUAAUAAUUUAAUAACAUUAAAUUCAUUUGGUGAAUUAUUGUGUAGAUUAAUAUCAACAGAUAAUACUCAACAUCAUAAACAUAUUUUAGAUAUAAAUAAUAAUAUGAAUUUAAAAUGUAAUUGUACAUUAAUACAAUUUCAUCAAUAUUUAUAUAAUUAUCAAGAUUUAUCGUGUACACAAUAUGGACAAGAUCGUUAUUUUGUAUCAACAUUAGAAUUAACAAAUAGAAAAAAUUGUACACAAAAUUUUUGUAAUAAUUAUUCGUAUGAAAAUUUAUGUAUUUGGUCAACUGCUCAUAGUAUACAAAUAAAAGGAACAUGUGAAAAAAAAUUACAAAAAAAUUUAACAUUAAAAAAGAAAUUUUCUUCAAUUCAUCAUCAUAUGAAAAAUGGAACAAAACUAAAUAGAUUAUUAUUAUUAUUGAAUAGUUCAAAUGAUACUAGUUAUAUGAUUGAAAAUCGUUCCAUAAAUAAUGAUGAAUAUUUAACAACAACAUUAUUUCUAGGACAACAAAUGUUAAAUACAGAGAAAAAAUCAUCAUUAUCGCAGAUUGAUAGAACAAUUUUACAUCAUACAAUUUUAAUAUUGAGUUUUUUGAAAUUUUUCAUAGUCGAUUUAAAUAUCUAG
Messenger RNA from Didymodactylos carnosus, 1515 nucleotides. The record is from the annotation of a GenBank genome assembly. Lineage: Eukaryota; Metazoa; Rotifera; Eurotatoria; Philodinida; Philodinidae.